This is a messenger RNA of Ciona intestinalis (vase tunicate), 1175 nucleotides long. NCBI's taxonomy places the organism in Eukaryota, Metazoa, Chordata, Ascidiacea, Phlebobranchia, Cionidae. The record is from RefSeq and is a predicted model, not a curated record.
UUUUCGCAGCUUACUGCUGGCCUAUAUAUACACACCAUAGGAUUUUUAUAUAACUACAGUGUUUUUUUUUUGAGAUGACAAGAAUUCAAAUUCCUCUCGUCGUUUUGUUUGUUCUUUUACUGCAGCAAGAAUGUUUCUCAAAAUUUGUUUGGAAAAUGUCUUCUGAUCUGAGUAAGGAAUGGACGCAUGGAAGAUUGAAGGCAUUUGAGAGUGGCGAGUUUGAGGAAGAAAUAGAAGAAAGCGAAGUGAGAGAGGUGGAAGAAGAAGGCGAGGAGGAGAAGGAAAUGUUUAACGUUCCAUGUGCGGCAGAAUGCUCCACCGCUUACGGAAGGAGGGUCUCCUGUGAAUACACUGGUAAAAGCGAGAAGAAAUGUUUAUCUCGUAAUUGCUGUUGGGAUGAUACUGCUUCUGAUGUGAGGCAAAGAUGUUUUAAAAAAGAUUCGUCAUUAUGCUCACAACCCACAUGUGAAACCACACCACCAAACUACAGGAUAGAAUGCCAGGCAUUGCUGGACAAUCCUUGGAUGCUUACUAAUGAAAAUGAAUGUUUGGAUGCUGGUUGCUGUUGGGACCCAUUCGUAUCACAGAACCUCCCAUGUUAUGAUAAAUUCAUUGAGAGAGCAUCAGAAGCAAAAUGCCAACAGGUUCCUUCCUCCUUAAGAACAGACUGUGGGUGGAAACAGAUCACUAAAGAUCAAUGUAUGAAUAGAGGAUGUUGUUUUGACAGCAAUGUUGAUAAUGCUCCAUGGUGUUUCUAUUCCAGUGCGAUGGAUUCGAAUACCAAUGAACCUGUGGAAAUCAAACCAGCAGAAAAUAAUGAAGAAAAUGAAUCAACUGUUUCGAAAACUACAACAACAGAAAAAUCGUGGUCGUUUAUUGAAUUUACGAUUCCAACAACUAAAACACCAAAACCAAAAACAACAACAACAACCGCCAAAAACAACAACCCCCAAAACAACAACCCCAAACACAACAAGCCGAAAAACAACAACCCCAAAAACAGCAACACCAAAAGCAACGACAACAAAAGCAACAACACCAAAAGCAACAACACCAAUGGCUACAACAACAAAACCAAAAGCAACAACAACAACAAAAGCAACAGCACCAAUGGCAACAACAACAACAAAACCAAAAACAACAACAUCAAAAACAACAACCCUAAACAACAAGCA